GUUUUAUUAUCUUUGCGUAUUGCAUACACACAUGGUAUAUGUUAUCGCUGUGCACGGCAUUCUCCGCUACCGACAAUCAUUGCUUGCACAGUGUUCGUAGUGGAGGUAACGCGUUGCUCGCUCUUUCGGUUCAAAAUGGCGGCAGUGGAGGAGAGUGUUGUAAAUUCUCUUGUGCAUCAGCAUUUAUUAUCAACUUGCCCAUCUCUAGCCGCGGUGUAUCAAAAGAAAGCAAAGCCUAGCCCUGUUUCUCCAGGUUGGCCAUCAUUGAAAGAGAUUGUGAAAUUUUAUAACACAAAGUCCUCGAAAAAGAUUGUUUUGAAGAAUGGUGACGUAGAAGAAUCAUCAGACUCGACCUCAGAAGAUAGUGAUGACACUCCUGCGGCCAAAGUUGCAACUGUCAAAACUAAUGUAAAUCAGAAGGCAAAGACUGCUGCUCCAGUAACACCAAAGGCCUCAGUGCAAGCAAAAAAAGAGAGCAGCAGCAGUGAAGACAGCGAUGACAGUGAUGAAGCACCUCUGCCCAAAGUUCCUGCAAAGUCUCCACAGUUGAAAACUCCUGUCGCAAAGGCAAACCAGAAAAAGCAAGCUGUAGCUGAAGAAAGCAGCAGUGACGAUUCAUCGUCUGAAGAUGAACAGCCAAAGACCAAACCUGCAGCUAAAGUGCCAGUGCAGAAUCAAAAGCAGCAGAAAAAUCAACAGAAGCAACCUGCUGUUGCAAAGGCAGUUGUGCAGAAGAAGCCAGCUCAACCUCAGGAAGAUAGCAGUGAAGAAGAGUCAUCGGAGGAAGAGCCGUCAAAGACUGCUGUAGUGAAGCCAAAAGCAAAUGUUCCUCAAAAAGUAGCUGCAAAGCCGCAAGCAAAAGAAGAAUCUAGUUCUGAUUCUGAUGAUAGUUCUGAAGACGAUGUUACGGUAAAACCGAAACCCCAAUUGGCAGCUCAGAAGAAGGGGAUGAAGACACCUGUACAGGCGGGUGCCAAAACUCCUCAGAAGGCAGUAUCUGCAAAGAAACCUGUCACUCCAGCUCAGGAGAGUUCCUCAGAAGAUUCAGAUGAUAGUUCAGAUGAAGAAGCCCCACAGACGAUGAAAACUAAGCUUGUAGCACAGAAAAGUACACCAGUAGUCAAGAAAUCGAAACAAGCAGCAGUGAAACCUGCUGCUGCUGCUGAUGAUGAAAGUUCUGACGACUCUGAUGACAGUUCUGACGAUGAGCCUCCAGCUAAGAAAACUCCUCAGCCACUUCAAAUAGCAAAAAUACCACCUGGGAAGACCUCACAAACACCCAAGCAGGCCAAGGCAGAGGAGAGCUCAGAUGACUCUGACAGUUCAGAUGAAGAUGAACCAGCAAAGGUGCCAGCCAGACCAACAAUGCAGAAAAAUGUUACCAAACCACCACCAAAGAAGGCUGCUGCUGCAGAGGAGUCUUCUGAUGACGACUCUGACAGUUCAGAGGAUAAACCAGCAAAACCAUCACCUGCAGUGAAACAAGCACAAGGGGGUGUCAAGCGACCCCAUCCUGAGGAAGAGGAGGAGGACGAUGAUGAUGACGAUGACGACGAUGAUGAUGAUGAAGAUAAUGAACAACCCAAGAAGAAGCCUGCAAACAACUACAACAAUUUUGUCAAAGGUGAAACCAUGAAUGGUGAAAAGGAUGAAGAUGAAGAUGAGGGCGGGCAGAAAAAAUUCUGGGAAGAUCGUCGUGGUUCGUUUGGUGGACGCGGUGGUGGUGGGAACUUUAGAGGGAACAGAGGUGGUUUUGGUUUCAGAGGAGGUCGUGGAGGUGACAGAGGAGGAAGAGGUGGUAGAGGUGGUUUUGGUGGUGACAGAGGUGGAAGAGGUGGUUGGGGUGGCAGAGGUGGAGGAAAUAGGAAUUCGUUCGGUGGAGGUGGUGGCUUCCGUAAAAGCUGGGGAGAUGGGGAUGGUGAUGGUGACGGCGAGAAAGGAGGUUUCCGCAAGAGUUGGGGUGAUGGUGACAGGAGAGGUGGAUUUAGAGGUGGUCGUGGUGGUGAUAGAGGAGGGAGAGGCAGGGGAGGAUUUGGUGGUGGUAGGGGAGGACAAGGAAAUUUCCAGAAGAGAGACUCAUUUGGAGGUCAGCAGGAGAAUAAGAAAAUUAAAUUUGACAAUGCUGAUGACUGAGAGGAGCAAGAGGUUCAUGGGGUGAACGUGCAUACCAAGAUCUGAAGUUCACGAGAGGAAAAUCAUUUAGACAUGAGAAAACGAAGAAAAAACGUGGUUCAUACCGUGGAGGACAGAUCUCGGUUGCUGUUAACUCUAUAAAGUUUGAGGACUGAUAGUGCAUUGUGUGGAAUGCAAAGUGAUUAUGUUCCUGAUUUCAGGAAUGAAUUUAUUGAAACUUCACUGUGUUACUGUUCUUUAAAAAUUAUUUUAUUAUGAGUGAAACAAGAGCGAGUGUGUGUGCUGUGAAGUUUGUACUGCUUGUGGUGGUUCUUUUGUAUAUAAAUCGUAAAUGGAGAGAAGACUGGUGCAUUAAUACAUUAUUUUAAAACUAUAUUGCUACUGUAAACAGAUUUAGCAUGUUAAUUCAUUGUAAAUGAACCAGAGAGUAUCCUUGCUCUUAAAUGGCACAUAAUAUUUGCUGUUUUGUAAUAACAAAUAACCUUCAUGAAGUGUGUGAUGGUGCUGAUUUUUCAUUGUUUUUUUUAAAAAAUGAAAGACUAUUAUUUAAAUAGUCUCCAGUUUUGUGAAUGAGAGCAGUGAAAAGUUUUUAAAUUAUCAUUAUUCCAUAGAGUACAAAUUAGUUUUGACACCACAAAAUAUUAACCAUUUCUUUGUUUCAUGUCGUACUAUCUGGGCAGUGUAAAUCUCAUUUCCAUUACAGCCUGUAAAACUUGUGGAAAUAUACCUCGUGUUUGUUGA
Molecule: messenger RNA, 2874 nt
Organism: Schistocerca gregaria
Lineage: Eukaryota; Metazoa; Arthropoda; Insecta; Orthoptera; Acrididae
Exons: 9
Coding region: 136-2133 (665 amino acids)
Cellular component (GO): nucleolus; nucleoplasm
Source: RefSeq, a predicted model, not a curated record